Messenger RNA from Funneliformis caledonium, 142 nucleotides. Lineage: Eukaryota; Fungi; Glomeromycota; Glomeromycetes; Glomerales; Glomeraceae. The record is from the annotation of a GenBank genome assembly.
UGUGAUAAUUGUAAAAAUCAGAUAAAAGAACAGCUAACCCAUGAAAAUUGCAUAGGAGAUAUUCUUCAUUUAUUAGAUAUUGUUGAGGAAAUGGGUAAUAGUAAUUGUGAAAUUACUGAAGAUGAUGUGGUAGAAAUUUUUU